Molecule: messenger RNA, 1842 nt
Organism: Saccharomyces mikatae IFO 1815
Lineage: Eukaryota; Fungi; Ascomycota; Saccharomycetes; Saccharomycetales; Saccharomycetaceae
Gene: ECM3
Product: putative ATPase ECM3
Exons: 1
Coding region: 1-1842 (613 amino acids)
Biological process (GO): transmembrane transport
Cellular component (GO): membrane
Source: RefSeq, a predicted model, not a curated record
AUGAUACAUAUCACGCUAGGACAAGCCAUCUGGGCCUCUGUCAGACCAAUUAUCAAAAUCUAUCUGAUUAUUGGUGUAGGCUUCGGUUUGUGCAAGAUGAACAUCUUAACAGUUCAGGCGACAAGAUCCAUCUCUGAUAUCGUUUUAACGGUUCUGCUUCCUUGUUUAUCAUUCAAUAAAAUCGUAGCAAAUAUAGAAGAUAACGAUAUCAAAGAUGUCGGCAUUAUUUGUCUUACGUCUGUUAUACUAUUUGCGACAGGCCUGGGGUUUGCCUUUAUUGUUCGCAGUACACUACCUGUUCCUAAGAGAUGGCGUGGGGGUAUACUUGCAGGUGGCAUGUUCCCUAAUAUCAGUGACUUACCGAUCGCUUAUUUGCAGUCCAUGGACCAAGGGUUUAUCUUUUCCCAAGCGGAGGGUGAAAAAGGUGUUGCCAACGUUAUUAUCUUUCUGGCAAUGUUUUUAAUAUGUGUGUUUAACCUGGGGGGUUUCAGACUAAUUGAAAACGACUUCCAUUACAAAGGUGACGAUGAUGAAGAAAACACUUUGAUCGAUCAAGACUCAGCGCAACAACCAACACCGCCCAUCGAAGAUAAUUCUUCCUCAUCCUCCAACCAAGAUAUCCUUAAAGAACCUAAUGAGUCAACCGUUCCAAAUAGUUCACGAGGAAGCUACAUUUCUGAGAAAAAUAAGAAAGGAAAACCAGAAAUUACUGGUCCUGAAUCUACACACACUAACUCUCCGGCCAUAGAUGACGAAAGCUCGAAUUCAUCCGCGAUGGUUUCUAUUGAUAGCAUUACACAUUCCCUACAUACGAACCGUAUGGAUGCCCAAUCCAUAAAUGGUCUCAAUGACCCUACAUAUAGAACCAUAAGCCAGCCUAUUGCAUACACUACGGAGUCAAGAACAGCGCAUGCACACAAUACCCGUAGAAAUUCUAUCACAGGUUCCUUACGCUCCGUAGAUAUGCGUGAACUACCCGCUGAAGAUAUGACAGAUUUGAUUCGCGAGUACUCUAACGUUGACCAGUACGGCAGGAGAAGGAAAAGCUCUGUCAGUUCCCAAAGGCCGCCCUCUGUCUUACAGGCAGACGGUGCGCUUUCUCCCAAUUUAACUAGGACUUCCACCUUACAAAGAGUCAAAACUUCUGAUCUAACAAGGAUUAUUACCUCAGAUGCCACCGUCAGUAAGAAAGAUAUCGAAACUUCAGGUUCAUCUUUACCAAAAUGGCUACAAAAGUUUCCCUUGACUAAAUUUUUUGUUUUUUUUCUAAAAAAUUGUUUGAGACCUUGUUCUAUGGCUGUUAUUCUGGCUUUAAUUAUUGCUUUCAUUCCCUGGGUAAAAGCUUUGUUUGUUACCUCAAGUCAUACCCCAAAGAUCAAACAAGCCCCGGAUAAUGCCCCUGCUUUGACAUUUAUUAUGGAUUUUACUGCUUAUGUCGGCGCAGCCUCAGUGCCAUUUGGUUUAAUCUUGUUAGGUGCCACUCUCGGUAGAUUAAAAAUUGGGAAAUUAUAUCCUGGUUUCUGGAAAUCUGCAGUGUUAUUAGUCUUUCUUAGACAAUGUAUCAUGCCCAUCUUUGGUGUUCUGUGGUGUGAUCGUCUAGUGAAAACAGGAUGGCUGAACUGGGAAGACGACAAGAUGUUACUGUUUGUCACCGCCAUUACCUGGAAUCUGCCAACAAUGACCACCUUAAUUUAUUUCACUGCAAGUUUUACUCCCGAAGAUGAAACUGAACCCGUUCAGAUGGAAUGUACCUCUUUCUUUUUGAUGCUUCAGUAUCCUUUAAUGGUCGUUAGUUUACCAUUUUUAGUUUCUUAUUUCAUAAAGGUUCAAAUGAAGUUAUAA